AUGUCAGUCGAAGUCGAUGGAUUUAACGCCUCCGCCUUGUUCAAGGAAUUGAGCGAAGGCUUGGCUGAUAAGGAUGCUGCUGCUAAGGCCAUCAAGGGCGUCAAUGCCGUGAUUGUCAUCACCUUGAAGAACAAGGAGGGUAAGGAAGCUUCAUGGUUAUUGGACUUGAAAAAAGAAGGCACUUUGAAGGCUGUUGAAGGUCCUCCUCCAAAGGGUGACGUGCAAUUGUUGUUGAAGGAUGCUGAUUUCGUCAAGUUGGCCAACGGUAAGGCCAACGGGCAAAAGUUGUUCAUGAACGGUAAGUUGAAGGUCAAGGGUAACAUGAUGAAGGCCACCGCCAUCGAGUCCGUCUUUAAGCAAUUGGACCCAAGACCCAAGUUGUAA
Molecule: messenger RNA, 384 nt
Organism: Lodderomyces beijingensis
Lineage: Eukaryota; Fungi; Ascomycota; Pichiomycetes; Serinales; Debaryomycetaceae
Source: the annotation of a GenBank genome assembly